AACUGACCAAUGGCUGUUGAAGUGGGCGGAGCUUUAGGGACAACAGCGCAGGAUUCAAACUGAACAUGGCUGCGGGGAACGAUGUUGACGAAAGCACGCAAAAUAGAAGAAGCAUGGUGACCCACUGCGAGGAGUCGCCCGGCUCCUCUUGUUCUGUCAGACCGCCCGUCAUCUUCAACCCAGAUUUUUUUGUUGAGAAACUCCGCCACGAGAGCCCCGACGUGUUCCUGGAGCUUGUGCUCAGUAACAUAACUCGGCUCAUCGACCUUCCUGGGACCGAGUUCGCCCAGCUCCUCGGUGAGGAUUGUCCCAAAACCCCGACAAGUGGAAAUGGAGGCUUUUUCCGCUCUUUCAACUUCCUUAAGCGAAAAGAUAAAGGCGUCGUCUUUGGAACCACGCUGACUGAGAGCUGCAUCGCACAGAUCUAUCAGCUCAUUGAGUUCCUCAGCAAAAAUCUGCAUGUGGAGGGUUUGUUCCGGGUGCCGGGGAACAGCCUUCGGCAGCACGCCUUGAAGGAGCUGCUGAACGGCGGGGCGGACGUCGACCUGGAGGCCGGAGAGUUUCACCCCAACGAUGUUGCCUCUCUGCUUAAGACUUUUCUGGGAGAGCUGCCGGAGCCUCUGCUGACACACCGACACUUCCACGUGCACCUGAAGAUAGCCGACAUGACUCUGUUUGAUGAAAAAGGAAAUAAAACAGCGGUUCCGAACAAGGAGCGUCAGAUCGAGGCCCUGCAGCUCCUCUUCCUGUUGCUGCCGCAGGCCAACCGCUCGCUGCUCAAACUGCUGCUGGACCUGCUCUACCACACCGCCAAGCAGCAGGACAAGAACAAGAUGUCUGCCUACAACCUGGCGCUCAUGUUUGCCCCGCAUGUCCUCUGGCCCAGACAUAUGACAGCCGGAGACCUUAAAGACAAUCUGAAGAACCUGAACAACAGCAUGGCCUUCCUCAUCAAGCAUUCACAGAAGCUCUUCAGGGCUCCAGUCUAUUUGAGGGAAUAUGCCAAGGUCCAUUUUAACGGAACCAAGGUUCUGCAGAGUAAGGAUGACCUGGAGCUGCUGGCCGUCAGCAGCAGCAGCAGCAGCUCUCCUGCCCAGCGGACGGCGCCGGCUCUGAAGCGGACAGCCGGUCCGGGCUGCGCCGUGCAGGAGCAGAGUCAGUCGCCUGCUCAGCAGUACACAGAGGAGGCGCUGAAGGAGCUCUUCAGACACGUUCACCAGAACAUGCCCGACUCCGCCAAGAAGAAGAAACUCGUCCGACAGCUCGUCAAACAGACUCAGUCAGGAACAUCCAGCGAGGAUCAUCUGCUCCCUACAGCCGCCUGUAAGAAGCAUCCUCGUUCCCGCUCCUUUGGUGGCCUCAUCAAGCGAAAAGCUCGAGGCGAGCAGAUGAGAGAGAGACACAUCUCGCCCGAAGCCGCUGGAAAAAAACUAGGAAAAGAAAAUUUCCUCGUCCAGUCGGUGAGCAGUCCGUCAGCCGGUCCUGUCAUGGGGAAAGCAGGACUUGUAGUUAAAAAUCCAGAUUUUAUCUUUCACAAAAACAAACCUCUGAAGGUUUCUAAGGAUUCUCCCUCCGUCUCCCGGAUGUGUUUCUCUCCGACUCAGGAAGUGUCAGUAUGAACCAAGAUUGGACUAGGACAGUAUUAAUCAGCCAUUACACAUGUGAAUACUUGGGUUGUAUCCAGCUGCGACUAAUGUCAGAUUGAGCCGUCAGAACCGGAGUUACAAAGUGGUACAAAUAGUUUCACAGGUUUGCAUGUUUUAUUUAGAAUGACAACAUUUUAGGAAUGUUUGCAGAUUAGAGUCGUAAUAAUAUCAGCAGCUAGCGGAUUAGCUUCAUGGUUCUGCUAUAUAAAGGAAAACCACUGACACUGAAAAAUGCAGAAUAUGUAUAAAUGCUGUAGAAAUUGUUUUAUA
Messenger RNA from Poecilia reticulata (guppy), 1916 nucleotides. RefSeq names its product Rho GTPase activating protein 19 (gene arhgap19). The record is from RefSeq and is a predicted model, not a curated record. Gene Ontology annotation, cellular component: cytoplasm. Gene Ontology annotation, biological process: signal transduction; regulation of small GTPase mediated signal transduction. Lineage: Eukaryota; Metazoa; Chordata; Actinopteri; Cyprinodontiformes; Poeciliidae. Gene Ontology annotation, molecular function: GTPase activator activity.